Messenger RNA from Paraphaeosphaeria sporulosa, 1726 nucleotides. RefSeq lists its product as uncharacterized. The coding region runs from base 210 to 1532 and encodes 440 amino acids. The transcript is spliced from 2 exons. NCBI's taxonomy places the organism in Eukaryota, Fungi, Ascomycota, Dothideomycetes, Pleosporales, Didymosphaeriaceae. The record is from RefSeq and is a predicted model, not a curated record.
UCACAGAUCUUCACACGUUCUGCGUGCUGACCGGGAAAACAUAUAUACAGUCUCCUACGUCUUCUAUAGUCUGGGAAUCUUCAUCUUCAUCUUCUACUGCAAUCAACACCGGAGUCGCCAGCUCCCUUACUCUUCAAAUCAUACACCUGCUCAGCUGAAUCGAUUUUAGCAGCUGCGUUGCAUCCUUAUAUUCGGCAAUCACGGCGUACAUGGUCGAAGAGCAGAACAUCUACGCUCAACACGACAACAAGGGUAUGACCUGCGACCCCAGAUGUCGACCAAAAGUUCACUAUAAGACAGUAGAUGAACAAUCUCACCUGUGUUCAACGACUGUAGGAAAGUCCUCAAGUUCUUACACGCCUUCCAAUUACGACCUGCAGAUGCCCAUCUUGAAGCAUACUGCGAACAUUCAGCACGUGCCUACACGCGCAUUGGCAUUUCAAGCUUCGCCAAAACAGGCAAGACCGACAAGCACCGAACAGCACUGGAUAUCUCCUGAUCACUAUUUCAGACCCAUUCCACACGUUCCUGAAGGCGUUGACCCCUCUCCUUUCCCCAAUCUGCUCUUGCAGAAUCUUGCUGGCGAGCAAAUUUCUCGCCCAGACACACGAACGCCAUCGGCAUCAAAUUUGCAUCUUGGUUUCGAUGAUCGAAAAUAUAAUCAUGGAUUUGAAAUUGGCUCACGAACACAUCGGGGACUAUUGGCAUAUGGGCAAGUACGAAGUUCGGCACCCCAUGAAAGCCCUCCUGGUCAGCCUCAAAGUCGGUGGUCACAAGCUCGUAAUUAUCGGGUUAAGGUGUACGAACCACCCUAUCUCGACCCGCACACGGAUGACAGCAUCGCCCACGUUGAGACCAACGCCGAAUUAUGGGUCGAACAGCUCAUGCUCUCAAUGACUAACAUCAAAGAUGUGAAAGACCCCGCAAACUCGCACCACUGUCGUCUCUUCUCAUCUGAAAGCAUCGAUCCGCUCCUCAUAGAAGCCUGCAGCCGCGAGAUCUUCACUGCGCUGAUGGACCGCUGCAAGAAUGGCUUUCGCGGCCCUCCAGCUUUUAAUAAGGCGCUCAACGCAAAUCAUCGGCUUGAGCCCGAUCGGACAGCAACGUGUGAGGAGCGCAUACGGAACGUGGUUCAAGUACUGUCGUGGAACAAACGCGCCUGCAAGGAUGUGCUAUACGAGGAUUGGAAAAUCAAGCUACUUGUGAAUCAUCCUCUGUCUUAUGACAAGGAGAAAGAUUCGCAGAAAGGGUCCAAUGAUCAACGAAGGAAGAGACAACUCGCUGCACAAGAGAAGAUGGAGAAGACGGAAGAGGAACUCAGGGCCUACAGAGAGGCUCACCGGGAAGGUACCGGGGACAGUACGAGUUCUGCGCAGUACAAUGAUGGUUAUUUUGCGUGGGAUAAGACCGGACCACAGUGGCUUCUCCAUGAGGCUGAUCGCAGCCUCAGGCCUGAAGAGUUCAGUAGUACCACGUGCAAACGUCCGUAUGAAGAAACUGGCGGUGACGAUAUAAAGCGACAGCGCGUGUGAUUGCGAGGCAUUAUCUUGAAAAGUAUGCCAAUUGACCGGCUAGAAGUUUGACGGAUAUAGACCUAUCGUAGCCGUGCACUUUCGAUUUGCAGCUGGUCGCAUUGGUUUGCACUUCGAAUUCUCUUGUGUUCCACUGCUACUACCCUUCGACCUUACCAUAUUUACCGCGCUUUGGCCUCAAUCGUCUGCAAGGC